Triticum dicoccoides is the source of this 1308-nucleotide messenger RNA. RefSeq lists its product as uncharacterized. Bases 7 to 951 code for a protein of 314 amino acids. Gene Ontology annotation, biological process: regulation of DNA-templated transcription. Gene Ontology annotation, molecular function: zinc ion binding. Lineage: Eukaryota; Viridiplantae; Streptophyta; Magnoliopsida; Poales; Poaceae. The transcript has 5 exons. The record is from RefSeq and is a predicted model, not a curated record.
CCAGUAAUGGAGGGUAGCAGUGCGAUGCCUCCUCUAGGAGAGCCCUCAAUUCCAAUGAUCGCAGCAUGUGCACCAGCACUAUCAGCCAUGGAAUCGGUCAACAGUGUUCAAAAUCAAGAUUUCAGCGAUGCAACGUCAUUCGCAGAAAUUAAUUCCCCAAUGCUUCUCAUUGAUGAUUCCAAUACACCGGAAAAAAAAGAAUCAUUCUCUCAAGAGGCUCAGGUGCUUGCUGCCAGAGAUGAUUGUGAUGUUCAGCAGACAGAAAAUCGUGAGGGGAUUAAAAUCAUGUUUGUCAGUGAUCAAUACAAGAAGAUUAGAGAAGUGUGUUAUGACACAACAUCCAUGACUGCUAAAUGUUCUUGCAAGCUUUUUGAGUCCAAGGGAAUUGUGUGCCGUCACAUUAUUAGGGUAUUGAGGGGUGCGAAAAUAAAUGAAUUGCCAAGCCUUUAUAUUCUUAAGCGAUGGCAGAAAAAUUGCAAAAGGGACAUUGUCUAUGAUGGGGAAGGGAAUGUGCUUGAAGAAAAUUUAACAGAUCCGGUUGACAUUGUUGUGAAAAGGAAGAUAGUUGCUGUGAGGGACAAGCUAGAAGAUCUCAUACAAAAAUCCAAACGCUCCAUGGAAGGAAUUGAAUUCCUGCACAAUAGUUUGUGUGGCAUUGAGUUGGGUUUAGCCCAACUAGUUUCGACCGUGCCAUGCAAUACACAAGAAAAUGAGGAGUCGUGUAUUGGGAGUGUCAUUCCAAAGGAUGUUACCAUCCUCACACCUAAGGAUAUCAAUGCAAGGGGCACAUGCUCUAGAAUAAAGGGCCAUAGGGAUGGUGCAAGGAGUGGAUCCGGUGAGAAGAGAAGGCCUGGAAUUCAUCAAAAAGUCGCGCGCAAAUGCAGCAUUUGUAAGGAAAUGGCGUUUCAUGAUGCAAGAACAUGUUCUAAGAAACAAAAAACAAAACAAUAGAGGUAGGUCGAACUGAUCAAGUCUAUAAGAGUCCAACCUCUCCCAGCAGGAAGCUCGAUUACCAGGAAGCACUAACACAAGGCAGAAUGAUAGAUAUUUUUGGUCUUGUACCAGCAAGACGCUUGUUGGGCGAUGAUAAUUUCAGUCUUUACCACUUGGUCUUGCCGGCCAUAUAUUAAAAAUGAUCUGUAUGUUUCAUGUAGUCAAGUACUCAAAUGCUUGCUGAGCACUGAUAAAUUCAGUCCUUAAUUUGUUCUACUUCCAGUUUGACAUGUACGUGUGGUCCUACUUGCCUCUUGUGAUGUGUUCUCAUGUACUCAAGUACUGAAAUGCUUGCUGAACAUCGAUAAUUUCAAU